Molecule: messenger RNA, 609 nt
Organism: Monascus purpureus
Lineage: Eukaryota; Fungi; Ascomycota; Eurotiomycetes; Eurotiales; Aspergillaceae
Source: the annotation of a GenBank genome assembly
AUGUCCUCUUCUAGCUAUUUACCACAACUGAGCUGCCUUAGCGUUGAUCUGUGUUUCAAGGACAAUCGCUAUAUCAAGAACACCCAUGACACGAAAAUCUUUGUCUGGGCCAAAUUCUGUCGAGGCUCCGUGGAUGGCUUACCCAACCUUCGGGCAUUCAGCCUGAGAGCUCGAGUCAAGGAUUCUGAGACUGCGCUUGAAUUGCUUGGACACAUGUCAGAAUUUCGCCCUUUACAUGAUUGCGCAUUUUAUUUUGAUAUCCGCGAAAAGGGAGACAUAUUACCUGUCAUGAGGCAAACGGCACAUGAGGUCACAUCUCCGUCUCGCUACAGACCUGGGGUUUUCAAUUUCUUCGAUCUGCCAAAGGAAUUACAACUUAUGGUUCAUGAGAAUCUUGUUGGAAGCCGUUGGGACCCAUUCUUGCACUCAUCUGCGCCCGCACGAGGCGUCAUAGCGCUUCUCAACCGCAAGUCUGACGAUGAUGCAAAUUAUGAGGGCAAUUCCAACUCCCUCACUCGCGCAAAUUCGGAGGUUGACAUUGCGCUUUCCCCAUUCAAUGUCACUACGGUCAUCACCACACAGGAUGGGGCCGUCAUCUUCCUGGAGUGA